Copidosoma floridanum is the source of this 4203-nucleotide messenger RNA. RefSeq lists its product as uncharacterized. Lineage: Eukaryota; Metazoa; Arthropoda; Insecta; Hymenoptera; Encyrtidae. The record is from RefSeq and is a predicted model, not a curated record.
GAAAACUUGUGGAUCAUUGCUAUUUGUUAACGAAAAUCGAUUGUGCAUCAAUUUUGGGUUCGGAUAUUGCAGUGUCUGACUGGACAAUGUAUACUUGACGGAAUACCAAAUUAGUCACUUUCUCGGAAACAUCUCUGUAAAUGUGAAAUGUGUAAGUGCGAUUGGAGCUCUCAAAAUUAUUACAGUUGACUAGUCGGAAAUUCUCCUAUCAAAUCAAGAUGGUUCGAAUGGCUUGACGCUACUUUGGCCUCGGAUUUUGGAACCGCCAAACAACGAUUCUGUGUAGAAACAAUGUUUAUAGUAUAUUCUAUUACCUUUAAUGGUUUAAGUUACAGUUAAUUAGAUUAUCAGUAUGAAUUCUUUAAAAAGAAACAUCAAGGAUUCACAUAGUUACAUAAUUGAAACAGUCGACAUUUAAAAGUAUAAAAAAUAAUUUAUAUGUUGUAUCCAAACAUAAUUUAAUGUGUGAUGCUCACAGAUGAUUCGAUCUACAUCGUCACGUCGCUAUUAUACUUAAAUAAGCUAUCUACAUGCUCUUUAAUCAAUAAAAAUUGUAAUCCUUAUCCGUUACUUAUUCGCAUACAAGUAAAAAUUUAUUACAAGAGAAUUUUCACUGAAGUCUUUAAAUUUUUGCUGCAACCACAAAAAACACACACAACAUAUUUCAAAUCAUCUAAGAACCAACCCAUUCAAAUUUCCAUUGUGCAUUAAUAAAUGCAUUUAAUAAUGCAUAAGUUAGUUUUUCAAAUGCUAUGCUUAUUAUUCGGUAAUGAAUUGGUACUUACAACAAGUGAAAGUGAUCCAAGCGAUGUUUUUAAUAUAGAUCAUACAACUUUUGAGCAAAGAAUUGCAGCUAUAUUCAACAAGGUUGCUCAUAGUUCUGCAACAACAAAACGAAGUGUUCCGGCGUAUGAAGCACAAAUAUCACAGAGUACUACACAUUCAACAACUCCAUCUUCAAAAGACUUUUCUUCUUUUUCAACCCCUUUGGUAUUAUAUCCUAUGGUUACUACAAAGUCAACCAACCCUCCAGUAUUUCAAGAUUUACAAUCAUAUGGGCCUCCUUCGAGAGCACUUUUCACUCCACCACUUCCGCCGGAAUAUGCGAAUCCAUUUGCUAAUAAGCCAACACUUAGAGGAACAAACGUUGAUAUUCAUCAAAGUAUCAGGCGUCCCAUACCUCCUCCAAGCCUCACUCUAUCACACGAAAGAAUACCGAUAAAACCACCGGAUUUGAUUGAAGAUAGCACAAAAAUUAUUAAUAAGCAAUCUAAAACAAAAGACGGAGGACAUGAUUUUAUAAAUAAAGAACAAUUUGAAAUGCCAGACGGGGGGAAAGAUUUUAAUAAUACUAAUGAUUACACUUCGUCUUUGCACAUAACUAGUAUUUCAAGAAUAUUGUUAGGUAGUAAUGGUCGAAAACAGGAUAUUCCUGAAGUUUUACUGAAACAAAUUUCAACUAAAUCACCCCUAGGACACUUGAACAUCAAAUAUCAAAGUAAAGAACAAACAACUGUCUCCAUUGCUCAAUCAAUUGAUGAGAUUCACUUUACUUCAUCAUACUCUCCAAUCAUAACCGUGUCAAAUGAAAAAAGUAGUACUGAAGGAAGUGAUAGUAUUUACUAUGAGAGUUCCCGGAAAAAUGAGCAACCAGUUAAUAAACACAAUCUUGGUAUUAGAAAUAAUGAGAAAUUUUCAUAUUCUCAGCCUCAACCUCCUAUGUUACCAUCAGAAAUUCCUGAUAUUAAGAAAAAUGUAAGAAAUUUAAAUUUACACUUGAUUUCACAUACCUUAGAACCCAUGUGGAAGAUAGCUUUGUCACUUCAUGUUUAUUUAUCAGCUCUAGUUUUUACAUUAAUAGCACUUUACUCAGUUUAUAAAAUAGUUCGAUUUAAUGAUGCAACUAAUCUUUUAACGCAGUGGUAUUUUUUGACUGUUCACUUAUUAUUAACCUUAAUUUGUACUUUACGAUGCUUCCAUCUAUUUUACGAUGCAUACAAUUUAGGUCAUUCUUUACCAGAAGCACUUUCAAAUAUACUUAUGUUUCUACCUUCUUCUUUACUUACUGCAGUAUUUGCUACACUUAUUCUCUACAUGUUUCGAUGUUCCGUAGCCCAGACUAUAUACCACAAUAAAUUUUGGUCACCAUUUAUAGUUGUUGUUGUAUUCAUUAUUUAUACAACAUUAUCUCUAUCUUUUUAUAUAUCUGAUCAUUUUCUUGGUUUAAAAAAUAGUUCUAAAAUACUUUAUCUUAUUUGUCAGUGCAUAUAUGUUAUAAUUUGUGUAGCAUUAGGGCUAUGUUAUAUGUAUGUAUAUCGUGUGAUAAAGACACAAUUACAUAUAAGUGGUACUAAAUCAAUUAGUAAUCACAUGACUACAGACAUUGCCAUGUCUACUCUUAGAACUGCCAUUACUAUAACCAUUUCUACAGCAUUACUUUUUAUUCUUAUGGGUUUUGUACAGUUGUAUGGUAUAUUUAAAGUUCAAGAUCAUCUCCAACCACACUUUUGGUUAUGGUGGUGUUGGGAAUUUCUUGUUCGUGUUAUAGAGUUGAUAAUUUGUACAUUAAUUUCAUGGGUCGCAAGCUUAUCGCAAUAUCAAACUCGAGAGAAAGAAGUUCAGCAACAUGUUGUUCACUCGGGAUUUGCUCUAUUUCCGUGUGGUAACUCUUUUUCAGCUGAACAUAUAGAUGAUGCAUUGUAUCCAGCAAUAUGUAGUACGAAUCAAGCAAUCCACAACUAUACAGUUCGUACAGGUAAACAAGUUUAUGAUGACAGUUUUCCCUUGAAUACGUUAUCAGAACAUCUAAAUGUUAAUAAUACAUUCGAAAGACAUUCUUCAAGAAAGUCUGAACCAUCAAACCAUUUUUCUCAAGAGUUACGAGAUUCUUUUACUCAUCAAACGAAUGAAACGCAUAGUUUUUGUAAACUAGAUAGAAAACAUCAGUAUAAAGCUUCUACACAAACUAACGGAAAUUCUUCAGCAUCCGGAUCUACAAUGUUAGUCGCUGAAGAUGGUUUUGUCAGAUUUAGAAACUUAGGAUCUGAGGAAGAUUUAACAGAUUCUCAAACGUCAGUCGUAGUAUCUUUAGAUAAAAGAAGAAACUCUAUCACAUGUAGUGAUAGAUUCCGUGUAAAAGAGACGACUGCAAUGACUCAGAUAGUGCAAAAUCAUCAAAAUUCUAUGCCUCACUUACAUUCCAGUCAUCGAAAUCACGUUUGUAAUGAUACAUAAAGAAAAAAUUUUACAUAAUACUUAUUAUCUUAAUGGUAACUUAAAUGUAUUCAUGUAUAUGCGUGUGUGUGUAUACUUGUAAAAAAUUAAACUACUAUUUAUAUAGGCAUACCUCUAAAUCAACACUCAUCUAACUAUACAUACAUACGUUCUUAAAAACAAAGAUGCAUGCAUUUAUAUUGAAAACUGAUAUCAAUGCUAAUAUGAAACAUAGGAUAAGUAUGCAAUUAGUCUGUUGACAACAUGUGUUGUAUAAAAUUUGAUUUUUGUAUCAUUGUACUAAACGAAGUAAGUUUCAGGUAUAAAAGCAUAUUAACCAUAAAGCAAGGAAUCGACCUCUAAGAUAGCAUUAAACACUACGUUUAAAAAAAAUAAGAGCAAACUCUAUCAUGAUUUUCUUUCAUUCGAGUCAAUCAUAAAUAUAAUAAAAAUAGAGCUAAAAAAAUUUAUCCUAGCCUGUAAAAGUCGUUAGUCUUGUGAUGAAUCCAUAGCUAUCUGAUUUGUGGCUUACAUUUUUAACAGUUUUCAAAAUUUUUAUACAUCAGAUAUUCACAUAACAAUAUGCAUACACACAUAUAUAUCAGAUAUUCACACAAUAAUAUGCAUACACACAUAUAUGCACAUAUUCAUACGUAGUUUUGUAAGUCUGCGUGGUUCGAAAUUUCACAAAAACCUUUUAUUUUCUGCCCAAACAUCUUGCACGUUCCGCCUGUACUCUUUUGUUUAGAUGUUACUAAAUACAAAACUGAACGCGUGCAAAAAAUAUAACUUUUUAACUACACGUGAUAUGCCUAACCAGGCAAAAUAAAAUCAAUGAAAAAAAAGCUAUUAGUUUUAUCAGGGGUUUGAACAAAAAGUGACUACUUACAAGAAUUAAUAGCAGAAAAAAAUCUUUUUCUUUUGGAUCACUCAAACUACAUAUGUACGUGAAUGCAUACAUGCUUAUUAUUUAAUUUUUAAUGACAGAAA